AUGUUCCGCAAACGGUUUGGUCACAGAUACAAGCAAAGUGCCGACGAAAAAAAUUUUUCAUGCACAAUAAGAUUUUUAGAUGAUUCAGAACCUCUAUCUUUCUCCUAUCAGAAAGAUACAAAAGGACAAGAAAUUUUUGAUCAAGUUUGUCACUGCUUAGACUUGUUUGAGAAAGAUUAUUUUGGAUUGAGAUAUAUUGAUAUUGAAAAACAGAGGCACUGGCUUGAUUUGCUGAAACCAGUUUACAGACAGCUGAAAUUUGUUGAUCCACUUGUGCUAUGCUUUCGAGUGAAAUUUUAUCCAUCAGAUCCCACAAAACUGAAAGAAGAAAUUACAAGGUAUUUCUUAUUCUUACAACUGAGAAGGGAUCUUCAUCAUGGGAGACUGUUAUGUUCACAGAAUGAUGCCAACCUCCUAGCUGCUUUCAUAAUACAAUCUGAAAUUGGUGAUUAUGACAAUGAAGAAAGAUUAACAAAUUAUGUUGGUAAAUUCAAAAUGUUGCCAAAACAGUCACAACGCCAGGAAGAGAAAAUAAGAGAACUCCACAAAUCUUUUAUAGGCCUGACACCCGCUGAAGCAGAGAUGAAGUUUCUAAUAAAAUCGUGCAAACUGGAAACUUAUGGUGUUGACCCUCACCCUGUCAAGGACGGAAGCGGCAAUCUUAUUUAUUUGGGAAUCAAUCAUUUGGGAAUAGUGACCUUUCAGGGGAAUAAAAGGACCCGUAUUUUUAAUUGGUUUGUUGCAUUAUACAAUUACAUUGCUUUUACCGUAUGUUAG
Molecule: messenger RNA, 777 nt
Organism: Helobdella robusta
Lineage: Eukaryota; Metazoa; Annelida; Clitellata; Rhynchobdellida; Glossiphoniidae
Exons: 8
Coding region: 1-777 (258 amino acids)
Cellular component (GO): cytoskeleton
Molecular function (GO): cytoskeletal protein binding
Source: RefSeq, a predicted model, not a curated record